CGUCGUGGAAGUGGCCCCGUGAAGACCUGGAAGGACUUAGGGUGACCCGCCCCCAGGGUGCAGGGGGGGUCUCGUGGAGUCCUUUCGGUGACAGGCUCUCCUGCCUCUGGGCUGCUGUCCCGCACAUGCUAGUUAAUGGCUCGCUGAGUUUGCGUCAUCGGGUCGGUCCCCUCUGUGACCCUUUGACUCGAAGAGUACUCGUGUACAGCAUGCAGAGGACGAGCCGAGAUGCUACGUUUGAGAAAACCUGGGAGUCUGGUGGCUGUUCCCUUCUCCGUCUGGGAGGAGAGAGGGCAGGAAGCCAGGCGGCCCCUGGAGGGCAGGCGGCCCUUUCGUUGUCCAUGCUCGGAACAACGAGGUGCGAUGGGGACCGAGCGUCAGCCAAGCGCAGGAGAGCCUGGCCUCGAGAGGCUCCCGGUCUGCCGGAGGGGCAGGCACAUCGUGGGAUCGACGCAGAGGACGCAGGGCCACCAGCCCGAGGCCACCCAUUUGAGGGAGGACAGCUCUGGGCCGCGGUCUCGGGGCUGCAGGAAGUAUCCGUCUGUUUAGGUCGAGUUCGGUCCGUCUUCAGCCCCUUCCGUCUGAGCAGGUCGGGAUCCCAGCUUCGGAUGUGCCCGGGCUGCGUGGCCUGCAGAGGAGGAGGCCAGAACCCACAGGCUCGGGUGUUUUCUGGAGAAGGCCGGGUGGCACCCUGGGGCUGGGACAUGCUGGUGGCCCUGGCACCCCGGCUGGCUCUGUGGUGCCUAAGAGCGGGACGGUCACCCUGGUGGUCUGGCCCCCACCGUCCCAGGCCCCGUCCCAGGCCCCGUUUUCUCUCCGAAUCUGGGUCCAGUUCCUGGGCAGAGCCGUCGCUCCUCUGGCCUGGCCGGGCAGAUGCGUUCGAGGCAUAACUUCUGCAUCUGAUGCCCAAAGCCAGCGUGUGCAAGGGCCCCGGGGGUAGGGGGCAGGGACACACACGCCAGGUUAGCCUCUCUGGGGGUGUCCUGCUGCCAUCUGACCUGCCUGUGUGUGACAGGCAUGUGAAGUGUGACCAGAUCACAGGAGGGCAAACGGCUGUCCGAGAGGGAGGGGAGGCCUCCCUGGAGGGGGCACAGUAGGGCUGCCGGCUGGGGCUGAAAGGUCCCAGAAGGAAAGCAGAAGUGGGGCGAGGACUGGGCGGCCAGGAGAGCGCCUGGGUGAGGGGAGGGCAGUCCGUGUGAGGCAGAGGCGCCCAGCAGCUGUUAGAUUUGAGAUUCUCCUUUCUGCCUGCAAGACCCUGGCGCCACGAGGGUGGCGUGGGCCAUGCUGGAAGGGGGUGGGGCCCCGCAGGAACCUUCCCACUGGG
Messenger RNA from Felis catus (domestic cat), 1324 nucleotides. RefSeq lists its product as uncharacterized. The transcript has 2 exons. The record is from RefSeq and is a predicted model, not a curated record. Bases 126 to 890 code for a protein of 254 amino acids. NCBI's taxonomy places the organism in Eukaryota, Metazoa, Chordata, Mammalia, Carnivora, Felidae.